UCAAAUCUCUGAUAUUCAAACCCAAUUUCAGAAAUCAGUCACCAACUUCAGAAUAUAAUCACACAAUAAACAAACUAAAGAGGAUCAUUGUGGAUCGGAUAGAAAACAAAAGAGAAGAGGAUUUGAGAAAACAAAAGUAUAGUGCUCCGUUAUAAGAGGAAGAAGAUGAACAGCGACUCGGCGACGCGUCGGAGAGGAAGAGUUGGAAAAGUUUGAAGCGGCAAAGACUCGGCGGAGAAAGGCCUCCACGUGGUGUCGAACUCGGACGGUGGUGGCGGAAAGGAGAAUGCUUCACGACCGCCACUUGGAGACCGCGGGGGAACAUGGAAGAACUUCGUAAACGACGACGACGAUGCUCGCUGGUUCCCACCGCGGGUUCGACGCGUCAGUGGCAAGGUUGCCUACAGUUUCCAAAAUAUAAGUGUUGGUGUGGUCAUUGAUGUCAAUUCAGUGGCUGGAAAACAACAGAGAAGAGCCAUGCAAAUUGCAUCUCAAAGUUUCAAUAAUUAUUCAAAGAAUCAUAACAUAAACCUUUUCUUUAGUAACUCUGGGGGAAUCCCAUUACAAGCAGCUUCAGCUGCUGAAGAACUAAUCAUGAAGAAGAAAGUUAAAGUGAUUGUUGGCAUGGGGACAUGGCAAGAAGCAGCUCUAGUUGCUGACCUUGGAAACAAAGCUCAAAUUCCAAUUAUUUCAUUUUCUUCUCCUUCAAUAGUCCCUCCUUUAAUGCAACAUCGUUGGCCUUUUUUGAUUCAAAUGGCUAAAGAUCAGGCUGCACACAUGAACUGCAUAGCAGAUAUUAUCCACGCGUACAACUGGCAGAAGGUUAUAGCUAUAUAUGAAGACAACCCUUAUAGUGGUGAUUCUGGAUUGUUAAGCCUCUUUUCCGAGGCUCUCCAAAAGGGUAACGCGCAGAUUGAGAACCGAUUGGUUCUUCCACAUUUCACUUCUUUAUCUGAUCCAAAAGGGGUUGUUCUUGAUGAAUUGUUUAAGCUGUUGCCACUAAAAUCUCGUGUUUUUGUUGUACUUCAAGCAUCAUUCCCUAUGGUAACUCACUUGUUCAGAGAAGCCAAGAAGAUUGGAUUCUUGGGGAAAGAUUCGGCUUGGAUAAUCAACGAGGGGAUCACAAGUAUGUUGGACUUUGCAAAUAAAUCUGUUUUAUCCUCUAUGGAAGGUACUUUAGGAAUCAAAACCUACUAUUCUACAAAUUCUACUGCUUAUACUCAUUUGCAGGAAAAUUUCCAAUCUGAGCAUGCUGAAACAGCAGGCACUAAACCAGGAUCAGAUGCAUUACGAGCUUAUGAUAGUGUUAUAAUCAUUACAGAGGCCUUAGAGAAAAUGAAUAGAAAAUCUAGUAACUCAAAGCCAAGGGUGUUCUUGGAGAAAAUUUUGUCUAGCAAUUUUAAUGGUUUAAGUGGUAAUAUAAGAUUCCAAGGAAAUCAUCUAUCCAACACUGCAGUAUUGAGAGUCAUCAAUGUGGUUAAUAGGGACUACAAGGAAUUGGACUUUUGGACCCCAAAAUUCAAGUUUGCUGGAUCUCUUGGGGGUGAUUAUGCUACAAAUAACUUAGCCGGCCCAGUGGUUUGGCCAGGAGGCCUAAUUUCUGCUGAUCCUAUUGGAUGGAAAAUGCCUACGGAUACAGAACCUUUAAAAGUGGCAAUUCCCACAAACCCUGCUUUUGUUAAUUUUUUGAAGGAAGACUCCCAAAAGCAAUAUAGUGGUUUCUGUAUUGAUCUUUUCCACGAGGCACGGAAAAUUCUGAGUGACAAGUAUUCUGGGAUGCCUUAUGUGUUUCACCCCUUUAAUGAAUCCUAUGAUAAACUUCUACUGAAUGUCAUAAACAAGUCCCAUGAUGUUAUUGUAGGAGAUGUAACAAUACUUGCUGAACGAUCAAAGGAUGUGUGGUUCACUCAGCCAUACACUGAGUCAGGCUUAUCACUUAUUCUUCCAAUAGAGACUGAAGGGUCAGCAUGGUUGUUUAUGAAACCUUUUAGCUGGGAAAUGUGGAUCGCAACUAUUGGAAUCCUCAUCUACACAAUGUUUAUCAUAUGGUUCCUGGAGCAUCACUUGAAUCCAGAUUUUGGUGGACCAUUGAAAAAUCAGUUCAGCACCACGCUGUGGUUUGCUUUUUCUUCUCUAUUUUUUGCUCACAAGGAGAAAAUAAACAGCAACUCUGCACGAGUAGUGGUUGGAGUAUGGCUAUUUCUUGUGUUUGUUCUAACCUCAAGCUACACUGCCAACCUUUCCUCAAUGCUUACUGUCAAACGAUUGAAUUCAGGAAGAGAUAUUGAUUGGCUAAAGCAAAACAACUUAUCAGUUGGUUGUGAUAUCAGCUCCUUUGUAAAGAAUUACAUCAUAAACGUGUAUGAUUUCCAUCCGCAGCAAAUAAUAGAGGUCAACGGAGAAGAUGACAUUUUGAAUAAAUUCAAAAGCAAAAAUAUUUCUGCCCUCUUUCUUGAGAGCCCCUAUGAGAAGGUUUUCAUGAAUAAGUACUGCAAGGAUUACACUGCAGUUACAGCUGCCAAUAAAUUUGGAGGACUUGGCUUUGUAUUUCAAAAGGGAUCUCCCAUGGCAAGAGACUUUUCAGGAGCCAUUUUAACACUAGCAGAAAUGGGAAAGCUAAAAACUUUGGAAGAGAUAUGGUUGACCCCUCCAAAUGAAUGCUCAAAUGGCUCAACAUCUCCAGAAACUGAGAGCCUGACCCUCCACAACUUUUGGGGUCUCUAUAUCAUAAGUGCUGCCAUAUCCACCAUCUGCUUCGUGAGGGCCUUAUUGACGAAAUGGUUACAUGACGACCACAACCAUUAUCAUCAUGAAGAGAAAGCUCAACUUCAAGGCAAUAUAACUGCUAAUGAUGAUAAUAGUGUUUGGAAGAAGGCAAUUAUAAUCAGUACAGGCUUUUACAAUACUAUGAAUAACAAAACUUUAGGCAGAGCUGCAACUUUUAGUGGAACACAUCGUCAGAAUUCCUCAAGGUGGGAGAGUAUAAGCACCUCUGAUGAUGUGGCUAAUCUACAGCGUUCUAUGUCAGCUGUCAAAGAUAUGCUGUAGACUCUGGCAUGUUGCACAAAUCACACAAAUAAAUUUACAUGUAUUGAUUAAUUAAUUGAAAUUAGUAUAUAAUAUCAUCUUUGCUGUUCUGUAUAGUAUAGUAUAGGGCUAAAGGCUAGAUACCUUUAAAAUUCCCAACC
Messenger RNA from Glycine soja, 3188 nucleotides. RefSeq names its product glutamate receptor 2.7-like. The record is from RefSeq and is a predicted model, not a curated record. Gene Ontology annotation, molecular function: glutamate-gated receptor activity. Gene Ontology annotation, cellular component: plasma membrane. Bases 478 to 3048 code for a protein of 856 amino acids. The transcript is spliced from 6 exons. NCBI's taxonomy places the organism in Eukaryota, Viridiplantae, Streptophyta, Magnoliopsida, Fabales, Fabaceae.